AUGAUAUUCCACCAUAGUCACAACCACAACCAGAGUCACAGCCACAGCGAGAGCCACAACCGCUUAGAAGUUGGUCAGUACUUUACAAGUAAGAAUGAUUUGAAGGAAAAGCUGCAUUUAAUAGCUUUGAAAGGGAAGUUUGAGUUUCAAACAACAAAAUCAAAUAAAGACGUGCUUGUAGUAGAGUGUGUGGAUCCGAGAUGUGUGUGGCGUAUCCGAGCCUGCAAAUUGAGACUGUCGAACAUGUUUGUAAUCCGUAAGUAUAAUGGUGUUCACUCUUGCUCGUUAGAAAAGCGUUCAGCGAAGCACAGGCAAGCAACGUACUCCGUUAUUGGAAGUUGCAUGAAAAACCAAUUUAUAGGGGUCAAACAGGGUCCGGUUCCGAAAUCAAUUCAGAAAUAUGCCCGUGACGAAUUCGGGACGGACUUCAGUUAUUACAAAGGAUGGAAGACUCGUGAGCAUGCACUUCAACUCGUAAGAGGUAUGGCCGAAGAAAGCUUCACUAAGCUCCCAUCAUACUUUAAUAUGGUGUCUUUUACUAAUCAUGACAGCAUCACCAAUAUUCAUUUUGAUGAACAGAACCGUUUUAUCUAUCUUUUCCUACCAUAUGGACCUUGUAUACGAGGUUUUGGUUGCAUGAGGAAAGUUAUCAGUGUUGAUGGAACGUGGUUGAAGGGAAAAUUCAGAGGUACGUUGUUAGUUGCCACUGCACAGGAUAAUGAACGUCAUUGUUAUCCCAUCGCAUGGGCCAUUGUACACUCAGAGACUGAUGCAUCCUGGACAUGGUUCUUCUCGAACUUGAAGGUGAUUAUCACUGAUUCUGAGGAAUUAGUUUUUAUUUCUGAUAGGAAUCAAAGUAUAAGUAAUGCAUUGUCUACAGUUUAUUCAUUAGCACAUCACAAUUGUUGCACAUGGCAUGUGUCUCAAAACAUCAAGAGUAAUUUCAUAUGCAGCGGUGUUCUGCCAUUGAUCUUUAAAACCGCUGAGGCCUACCGCAUUGACGAGUUUUCAGUCUUGUUUGAUGAGUUGUCUGCAAGAUAUCCCAGUAUUGCUAGAUACCUACAGGAGCAAGUUCGUUUUGAAAUGUGGUCUCGUGCUCAUUUUAAAGGAAAUUGA
This is a messenger RNA of Morus notabilis, 1116 nucleotides long. RefSeq lists its product as uncharacterized. NCBI's taxonomy places the organism in Eukaryota, Viridiplantae, Streptophyta, Magnoliopsida, Rosales, Moraceae. The transcript has a single exon. Bases 1 to 1116 code for a protein of 371 amino acids. The record is from RefSeq and is a predicted model, not a curated record.